CUACAGCAUUUAAUUUUUAAAAAUUCAUCAUAAAAUUCAUUCCGUGUAAAAUCUUCCAGCAGUCCCUGCGUGGUGUUGUAUCUCGAUCCGUGUGAUGAGUAUCUAUCAUUGUUUGUCUCUCUUCAAUGUACAGAUGGCGUUUGGAAUCAAUAUACUUAUUUUAUUUCAAAGUGAACUGUGAAAUUGACAAUCAUGUACAGAAAAUAUAUUAAUGGUUUGCUGUUUUUUGUCUACAUACUGGUCAUUGUGGGCGUACUCCAGCAUCUCCUAAUUACCCGGAAGUACAAAUGGCAGACCAAGCUUCUGACGGUAUGGGCUCGUUUUGCAAUGAACGAUUCUAUCUCACAUGAUAUAAAUUUAACUAACAUGACGUCAAGGGAGUUAAUGACGACCGUAUCCACCCACCAGGCAUCAUACACAAAAGUUGAACAUCUUAUAAAAACUAGUAUCAAACCGAAUUUACACACAGUCUCAAGUACACUAGUGAAGAAUUCCACGAUCAAAAAGAUUGAAUUGAAAACUUUAUCUGUGACUUCUCUUGAGAAGAAACCUAGAUUCUUUCUAUGCACAGGCAUUAUGGGUAGGCUAGGCAACCACUUGUUUGAGUUUGCCUCUGGAUAUGGCGUAGCCGCCAAGAAGAACAUGAUCUCAGUUAUUCGGCGGAAAGGUUCGGUAGACUCCGUGUUUGAGCUAAAAAAUGACAGUCAUCUUCUGCUUUCGUCUGACCGGAAGGAAUGUGAGCACGUACCGACGCGAUAUGAGAGAUGGUGCAGUCGAUAUGAUCCGCAACUGGAGAAUUUCACCGUCAACUCCAACAUGUGGAUCGGAUGGGGUCUACAAUCGUGGAAAUAUUUCAAUGAUUCUUAUCAAAGUCUGCGAAAACAAAUGACGUUUAGGAAACACAUUCGUGACAAAGAAACCCAGAUACAGGAUAGGACGUUAAAAAAAUUCAAUUUUACGUCACGGUCUGACGUCACAUUUGUUGGAAUUCAUAUUCGGAGAGGGGACAUGUUGACGGAUCCUCUGGGUUAUGACGUAACCACCCCUGAAUAUAUUUCUCGUGCAGUGGGUUUUUUCAAAAAUUACACAAACACUAUUUUUAUAGUAUGUUCCUUGGAUUUAACUUGGUCUCAAAAACAUAUACCAAAGAACGUGAGAGUUGAGUACAGCGUUGGAAACGCACGUGAUGUGGACUUGGCUCUUUUAGCCUCUUCUGACCACAUGAUUCAAACAGUCGGUACUUUUGGAUGGUGGGCUGGUUGGUUAAACAAUGGAAAAGUAAUUUAUUAUAAAUGGCCUGCAAAGGAGAAGGGAAGGUUGCGAGGGACGUUUAGUUCGGAUUACUCGGAUUUUUUCAUGCCUCAUUGGAUUGGAAUGUAGUAAAGGCAUUCAUACAAUGCACGAUAUUCUGACGUAUAUCGGGUCAACAAAAUUAUAUAUAUUUAUACAUUACUCUUCCUUCAACUAGUUUUUAAAGCUGUAUGACCCGAUGUUCAUGUAUUAUUUUUGUACAUAAUUAAUUUAAAGCAGAUUCAUUACUUUAUAAAGUUAUUAACUUUUCCUUAAUUACAUGCUUGAAAACAUCUGCAUGUAAAAGAAAACAGUGCGAAUAUUAUUUAGAAAGUAAAUAAAGUGGCUACAUAUAUAAAUCAUCCCAGAAUAGACGUCUAUA
Molecule: messenger RNA, 1672 nt
Organism: Ostrea edulis (European flat oyster)
Lineage: Eukaryota; Metazoa; Mollusca; Bivalvia; Ostreida; Ostreidae
Product: galactoside alpha-(1,2)-fucosyltransferase 2-like
Exons: 2
Coding region: 193-1380 (395 amino acids)
Biological process (GO): carbohydrate metabolic process
Cellular component (GO): membrane
Molecular function (GO): galactoside 2-alpha-L-fucosyltransferase activity
Source: RefSeq, a predicted model, not a curated record